Messenger RNA from Paramecium sonneborni, 561 nucleotides. NCBI's taxonomy places the organism in Eukaryota, Ciliophora, Oligohymenophorea, Peniculida, Parameciidae. The record is from the annotation of a GenBank genome assembly.
AUGUCUUAUCCAUCUUCAACUAGAUUUCAUCUUCCAUAUAUAGUAUAAAAAGAGGAUUCACCUAAAAAAGAAACAACUGCUAGAAUCAUGAGACCAUCUCUUUUUUUAAAUCAAAUAGACCUCCUUCCUUCUUCCUUAAAAACAGAGGUAGAAGUUUCGGAUAGAAAUAUUGGAAAUAAAAUAUAUACAUAAUUUGAAAGUGAUCCUCAUAUUCAAAUUCCAUAUCAUUUUAAAUUACCUCAAGUAAUCACAACCAGACCAAAGAGAUACUAGAGAUCCUUACCUGAAAUUCCUUUACUUAACUCAGAAUCUAGAAAUGCAACUCCUGUUGAAUUUCAAAGAUGUUAAAAAAGAGCUAAGUUAUUUCUAAAAAGAUAAGACUCUAAAAUAUUGGCACCAGUAACCAAAUUUUAAAGAAAAAAAGUGGAAUUUAAGAAAUCUUUAAUUGUGAUAGAUAUUGAAACUGGAACUUAAGAUAAGUAACAAAUCACUGAAACUUAAAAACCAUUAAGAAGAAUAGCACAUCAGAAGACUAAAUCAUUUUAAAUAAGAAAUGAAUGA